GUUGGGGCAGCGGUGGGGCGGGAGGGCCUGGACAUGGCGCUGAGGGGCCGCCCCGCGGGAAGAUGAAUAAGGGCUGGCUGGAGCUGGAGAGCGACCCGGGCCUCUUCACCUUGCUGGUGGAAGAUUUCGGUGUCAAAGGGGUGCAAGUGGAGGAGAUCUACGACCUUCAGAGCAAAUGCCAGGGCCCUGUAUAUGGAUUUAUCUUCCUGUUCAAAUGGAUCGAAGAGCGCCGGUCCCGGCGAAAGGUCUCUACCUUGGUGGAUGAUACGUCCGUGAUUGAUGAUGAUAUUGUGAAUAACAUGUUCUUUGCCCACCAGCUGAUACCCAACUCUUGUGCUACUCAUGCCUUGCUGAGCGUGCUCCUGAACUGCAGCAACGUGGACCUGGGACCCACCCUGAGUCGCAUGAAGGACUUCACUAAGGGCUUCAGCCCUGAGAGCAAAGGAUAUGCGAUUGGCAAUGCCCCGGAGUUGGCCAAGGCACAUAAUAGCCAUGCCAGGCCCGAGCCACGCCACCUCCCUGAGAAGCAGAAUGGCCUUAGUGCAGUGCGGACCAUGGAGGCGUUCCACUUUGUCAGCUAUGUGCCUAUCACAGGCCGGCUCUUUGAGCUGGAUGGGCUGAAGGUCUACCCCAUUGACCAUGGGCCCUGGGGGGAGGAUGAGGAGUGGACAGACAAGGCCCGGCGGGUCAUCAUGGAGCGUAUUGGCCUCGCCACUGCAGGGGAGCCCUACCACGACAUCCGCUUCAACCUGAUGGCAGUGGUGCCCGAUCGCAGGAUCAAGUAUGAGGCCAGGUUGCAUGUGCUGAAGGUGAACCGUCAGACAGUACUAGAGGCUUUGCAGCAGCUGAUAAGAGUAACACAGCCGGAGCUGAUUCAGACCCACAAGUCUCAAGAGUCACAGCUGCCUGAGGAGUCCAAGUCAGCCAGCAACAAGUCCCCGCUGGUGCUGGAAGCAAACAGGGCCCCUGCAGCCACUGAGGGCACCCACACAGAUGGUGCAGAGGAGGCGGCUGGUUCAUGCGCACAAGCCCCAUCCCAUAGCCCUCCCAGCAAACCCAAGCUGGUGGUGAAGCCUCCAGGCAGUAGCCUCAACGGUGUUCCCCCCAACCCCACUCCCAUUGUCCAGCGGCUGCCAGCCUUUCUAGACAAUCACAACUAUGCCAAGUCCCCCAUGCAGGAGGAAGAAGACCUGGCGGCCGGUGUGGGCCGCAGCCGAGUUCCAGUCCGCCCACCCCAGCAGUACUCAGAUGAUGAGGAUGACUAUGAGGAUGACGAGGAGGAUGACGUGCAGAAUACCAACUCUGCCAUUAGGUAUAAGCGGAAGGGAACAGGGAAGCCAGGGGCAUUGAGCGGUUCUGCUGAUGGGCAGCUGUCAGUGCUGCAGCCCAACACCAUCAACGUCUUGGCUGAGAAGCUCAAAGAGUCCCAGAAGGACCUGUCAAUUCCUCUGUCCAUCAAGACUGGCAGCGGGGCUGGGAGUCCAGCUGUGGCAGUGCCCACACACUCGCAGCCCUCGCCCACCCCCAGCAAUGAGAGUACGGACACGGCCUCUGAGAUUGGCAGUGCUUUCAACUCGCCACUGCGCUCGCCCAUCCGCUCGGCCAACCCGACGCGGCCCUCCAGCCCUGUCACCUCCCACAUCUCCAAGGUGCUUUUUGGAGAGGAUGACAGCCUGCUGCGUGUUGACUGCAUACGCUACAACCGUGCUGUCCGCGAUCUGGGUCCUGUCAUCAGCACAGGCCUGCUGCACCUGGCUGAGGAUGGGGUGCUGAGUCCCCUGGCGCUGACAGAGGGUGGGAAGGGUUCCUCGCCCUCCAUCAGACCAAUCCAAGGCAGCCAGGGGUCCAGCAGCCCAGUGGAGAAGGAGGUCGUGGAAGCCACGGACAGCAGAGAGAAGACAGGGCUGGUGAGGCCUGGCGAGCCCUUGAGUGGGGAGAAGUACUCACCCAAGCUGCCUAUUGCUCGUGGGGCUUUAUUGCUGGCCAGCCCCCAUCAGAGGUGCAAUGCUGGGUUUUGGCAGGAGCUGCUGGCACUGCUAAAGUGUGUGGAGGCUGAGAUUGCAAACUAUGAGGCGUGCCUCAAGGAAGAGGUAGAGAAGAGGAAGAAGUUCAAGAUUGAUGACCAGAGAAGGACCCACAACUACGAUGAGUUCAUCUGCACCUUUAUCUCCAUGCUGGCUCAGGAAGGCAUGCUGGCCAACCUAGUGGAGCAGAACAUCUCCGUGCGGCGGCGCCAAGGGGUCAGCAUCGGCCGGCUCCACAAGCAGCGGAAGCCUGACCGGCGGAAACGCUCUCGCCCCUAUAAGGCCAAGCGCCAGUGAGGACUGCUGGCCCCGACUCUGCAGCCCACUCUUGCCGUGUGGCCCUCACCAGGGUCCUUCCCUGCCCCACUUCCCCUUUUCCAAGUAUUACUGAAUAGUCCCAGCCAGAGUGUCCAGGCCCUGGGAAUGGGAGGAACCAGGCCACAUUCCUUCCAUCGUGCCCUGAGGCCUGCCACAGGGCAGAUCAGCCCCAUAGUGCUCAGGAGGCAGCAUCUGGAGUUGGGGCACAGCCAGGUACUGCAGCUUCCUCCACAGCCGGCUGUGGAGCAGCAGGACCUGGCCCUUCUGCCUGGGCAGCAGAAUAUAUAUUUUACCUAUCAGAGAUAGUCUAUUUUUCUGGGCUCCAACCCAGCAUGCCACCAUGUUGACAUAGGUUCCUACCUGACUAUGCUUUCUCUCCUAGGAGCUGUCCUGGUGGGCCCAGGUCCUUAUAUCAUGCCAGGGUCGCAACUACAGGGUCCCAGCUGGGGGCCUGGGUGGGCCUUGGGCCCUGCUGCUCUAGCCUCAGCCACCAGCCUGUCCCUGUCGUAAGGAAGCCAGGCCUUCUCUCUUCGUUCCUCUUAGGAGAGUGCCAAACUCAGGGACCCAGCACUGGGCUGGGUUGGGAGUAGGGUGUCCCAGUGGGGUUGGGGUGAGCAGGCUGCUGGGAUCCUAUGGCCUGAGCAGAGCAUGUGGGAACUGUUCCGUGGCCUGUGAACUGUCUUCCUUGUUCUAGCCAGGCUGUUCAAGACUGCUCUCCACAGCAAGGUUCUGGGGCUCUUCACCUUCAGUGUUGUGGCCCUAGAUAUGGGCCUAAAUUGGGCUCUAGGUCUCUGUCCCUGGAGCUUGGGGCUCAGAGGAGCCUCUGUCCAGCCCCUCAGUAUUACCAUGUCUCCCUCUCAGGGGUAGCAGAGACAGGGUUGCUUAUAGGAAGCUGGCACCCUCAGCUCUCCCUGCUACUCCAGCUUCCUCAGCUUCUGCAAGGCACUCAGGGUGGGGACAGCAGGAUCAAGACAACCAGUUGGAGCCCCUGUGUUCCAGAGGGCCUGAUGCCAAGGGGUAAUGGGCCCAGCAGUGCCUCUGGAGUCCAGGCCCCAACACAGCCCCACGGCCUCUGCCAGAUGGUUUUGAAAAAGGUGAUCCAAGCAGGCCCCUUUAUCUGUACAUAGUGACUGAGUGGGGGGUGCCGGCAAGUGUGGCAGCUGCCUCUGGGCUGAGCACAGCCUGACCCCUCUAGCCCCUGUAAAUACUGGAUCAAUGAAUAAAACUCUCCUAAGAAUCUCCUGAGAAA
Molecule: messenger RNA, 3591 nt
Organism: Mandrillus leucophaeus (drill)
Lineage: Eukaryota; Metazoa; Chordata; Mammalia; Primates; Cercopithecidae
Gene: BAP1
Product: BRCA1 associated protein-1 (ubiquitin carboxy-terminal hydrolase)
Exons: 17
Coding region: 63-2321 (752 amino acids)
Biological process (GO): protein deubiquitination; ubiquitin-dependent protein catabolic process
Cellular component (GO): cytoplasm
Molecular function (GO): cysteine-type deubiquitinase activity
Source: RefSeq, a predicted model, not a curated record